Molecule: messenger RNA, 3093 nt
Organism: Nicrophorus vespilloides
Lineage: Eukaryota; Metazoa; Arthropoda; Insecta; Coleoptera; Silphidae
Gene: Tudor-SN
Product: staphylococcal nuclease domain-containing protein 1
Exons: 5
Coding region: 42-2759 (905 amino acids)
Biological process (GO): regulatory ncRNA-mediated gene silencing; mRNA catabolic process
Cellular component (GO): cytosol; nucleus; RISC complex
Molecular function (GO): nuclease activity; RNA binding
Source: RefSeq, a predicted model, not a curated record
ACCUAUGGUGACGUUUGACGUUCCGCCGUCCACAGAAUCUGAUGCUCAAAGUAGUUGAUGGCCCAUUCGCGAUGACGACCCAGCAAAAUUUACCUCCCCUGCACCGUGGAAUUGUGAAACAAGUCCUUUCUGGGGACUCUGUUAUCAUCAGGGCUUCACAAGGAGCUCCUCCACCAGAAAAGCAAUUGAUUUUCUCUGGCGUAACUGCCCCUAAAUUAGGAAGACGUGCUACCGACGGUUCCGAUGAAACUAAGGAUGAGCCUUGGGCCUGGGAAGCUAGGGAAUUCCUUCGUAAGAAGCUCAUCGGUGAAGAAGUUUUGUUCAGGUGCGAGAAACCGCCAAAUGCUACCCGCGAAUACGGAGUAGUAUAUCUUGGCAAGGAUUUAAACACCGCCGAAAACAUCACCGAGUCUUUGGUGUCAGAAGGUUUUGUUACCGUCAGAAGGACCCAAGACAACUCGCGUCUGUCAGAACUCGAAGAUGCCGCCAAGACCGCUGGCAAAGGAAAGUGGGGUGGAAACAACUCUGAACACGUCAGGGACAUUAAAUGGUCCGUUGAUAAUAUGAGAACUUUCAUUGACAAGCAAGCUGGAAAACCAGUAAAAGCUAUUAUUGAACAUGUACGAGAUGGAUCUACCGUCAGAGCUUUCCUUCUUCCCGAUUUCAACCAUGUUACUUUGAUGAUUUCUGGAAUCCGUUGUCCAGGUUUCAAGUUAGACGACAAAGGAAAACCAGAUCCAAAUACUGAAGUGCCUUUUGCGAAGGAGGCUCGUUAUUUUGUUGAAGUCAGAUUGUUGCAGCGCGAUGUUGAGAUUGUUCUCGAAUCUGUCAACAACAAUAAUUUUGUUGGUACCAUCCUUUACCCCAAGGGUAACAUCGCUGAAUUGCUCCUGAAGGAAGGAUUGGCCCGUUGCGUUGAUUGGUCUAUUGCGUUCAUGAAAUCGGGCGCCGAUAAACUUAGGGCUGCUGAACGGCAAGCCAAGGAAGGCAAGAGGAAGAUGUGGAAGGAUUGGCAAUCGUCUUCUCCUCAGCUUACUGGCAAAGAGAAGGAAUUCACAGCGACCGUCGUAGAAGUUGUUAAUGGAGACGCACUGAUGGUUAAGCUAGCUAACAAUCAAGUCAAAAAAAUGUUUUUGUCUUCCAUUCGUCCACCGAAGGAAGUCGGCCGUGCUGCUGAUGAAGAUGGCAAACCUACUCCAAGACCAAAAGGAUUCCGUCCAUUGUACGAUAUUCCGUGGAUGUUCGAAGCUCGUGAAUUUUUGAGAAAGAAACUUAUUGACAAGAAAGUGCACGUAGUUAUUGAUUACAUCCAAGAAGCUCGCGACAGCUUCCCCGAAAAGACUUGUGCCACUGUUACAAUUGGUGGUGUCAAUGUCGCUGAAGCUUUGGUAUUGAAGGGUUACGCUACUGUAGUCAGGUACAGGCCUGAUGAUGAUCAACGCAGCUCCCACUACGACGACUUGUUAUCUGCCGAAACUAAAGCUAUAAAAUCGCAAAAGGGUAUCCAUGCCAAAAAGGAUAUCCCAUCUCACAGGAUUAUCGAAAUUGAUGCUGUGAAAUCAAAGCAAUAUUUUUCUUCAUUCCAACGUGCCGAGCGUAUUAAUGGAAUCGUAGAGUUUGUGGCCAGCGGUUCCAGAAUGCGCGUUUUCAUCCCCAAGGAGCAUUGCCUUUGCACCUUCUUGUUGGGAGGAAUUAACUGUCCAAGAGGAGCUCGCCCAGCAAUGGGAAAUCAACCUCCAAGUGAAGCCGAACCAUUCGGAGAGGAAGCUUUAGCUUUCACUAAAGAAAAGUGUUUGCAAAAGGAAGUCACCGUUCAAGUUGAAUCUACUGAUAAGGCUGGCAACUUCAUCGGCUGGCUUUGGAUUGAUAACACCAAUCUCUCCGUAGCAUUAGUUCAAGAAGGCUUGGCUAGCAUGCACCCAACUGCCGACCGUUCAAAAUAUUCUCGCGAAUUGAAGAAUGCCGAAGAUAGCGCUAAACAACGCAAAUUGAAGAAAUGGAAGGACUACGUCGAAGAGAAGGAGGAAGAGGAAAAGGUUGAAGAAGAGAGGACAAAUCCUGACAGGAAAGUAAGCUACGAGGAGGUUGUUAUUACCGAGAUUACCAAGGAAGGUACAUUCUUCGCACAAAACUACAACCUCGGAGCUAAAGCGGAAGCUUUGACCACGAAACUUCGUCAAGAAUUCCAAGCUAACCCGCCUCUUCCUGGUGCCUACACACCAAAACGCGGUGACAUCUGCGCAGCUAAAUAUACCGUCGAUGAAGAAUGGUACAGAGCGAAGGUUGAUAAGGUCACAGGAUCUUCCGUUACAGUUUUGUACAUCGACUAUGGUAACAUGGAAACGUUGAACUCUACCCGCCUUGCUAGCAUUCCCGCCAACUGCGCCAGCGAAAAGCCUUAUGCGACGGAAUACAGUCUCGCCUGCGUCAGUCUUCCAAAGGACGUUGAAUAUGCCGACUUAGCCCUCAAAUACAUGCGUGAAGAUACUAUGGGCCGUAAGCUUUUGCUUAAUGUCGAAUACCGUGUACCGGGAGUUCCACCAUGCGUCACCCUGAUGACCGAAGGCCAGGAAGAAGACAUCGCCAAGAAUCUUAUCACCGAUGGACUUCUGCUAGUCGAAAAGAGAAGGGAACGCAGAUUAAACAAAUUGAUGAAUGAAUACAGAGCCGCGCAAGACGCUGCCAAGAAGAAUCAUUCAAACAUUUGGGAAUACGGUGACAUUACCGAGGACGAUGCGAACGAGUUUGGAACACGCUAAACGGGGGACCAUACAGAGCACCGACCGCCUACAUUCGAUUAAAGAGUUAAAAAUAAAAUAAUAUUAUUAAAAUAUUUACCGAGUUGUGUAUUUUGAGCAUUAGGUUUUAGUGAUGCGUUAUUGAUACAACAUUUUAUUAAUCUGAACCAAUGCCAAAACAUUUUAUAUUUUGUAUAAUGUAAAGACAUAACAUGAAUGAUGAUAAUAAUGAUUUUCAAAUAUAUAUUUGGGUUUUCUUGUUAAUUUUUAAUGAUCGCACUUUAGAAUAUUUAGCAAAUGUCUGUAUAGAUAAUUUUGUUUUAUUUUACAUAUAGUUUGUAUUUUCUCAAUCAUU